This is a messenger RNA of Acomys russatus (golden spiny mouse), 692 nucleotides long. RefSeq names its product protein CTLA-2-beta-like. The record is from RefSeq and is a predicted model, not a curated record. The transcript is spliced from 2 exons. NCBI's taxonomy places the organism in Eukaryota, Metazoa, Chordata, Mammalia, Rodentia, Muridae. Bases 29 to 256 code for a protein of 75 amino acids.
UGUCUUCCUGCUCAUCCUCUGCUUGGGAAUGGCCUCAGCUGCUUCUUCCUCUUCUGAUCCCAGUUUGGAUGCUGAAUGGGAGGAAUGGAAGAUGAAAUACAAUAAAAAGUACAGCCCGGAGGUAGAAGGAUACAGAAGAGCAGUGUGGGAAGAGAAUAAGAAAAUGAUUGAACAGCACAACGCAGACUAUGAGCAGGGCAAGACCAGCUUCAUGAUGGGCCUGAACCACUUUUCUGACAUGGUGACUAUUACGUGAAUUCUUAGCUUUGUGUUUCUUCUCCACACAUCUUUCCUGUAUCUGGUUUUCAGUGUUUUAUUUUGCUCUUUUAUGAAGACUUUUGAAGAAUUCAAGAGAAAUUGCUGUGGACAUUCAAUGUGUCCACCAAUGGUUCAUGGUUUGCCUGAAUCUGGGGAUUUGGAAAAGAACAGCCAUGUGACACCUGUGAAGGAUCAGGUAUGACAGAGUCACAACCCCACCCUCAUCUGCCCACAGGGAGCCACGAGGGAACUGAAGUCCUCACCGUGUCAGCAGUGGAACAGCAUGCACCCACUGUUUAACUACGUGUUCUUCUCUAUGAAAUGUGGGGAGAGUUUAUAUUGGGGUGUCGUUGACAGCCUUUCCUUCAUGAUCGGGGUACUGUAGUUUGGCAUUAAACAUGGUGAACAUGUGUGUGUGUGUGUGUGUGUGUGUG